Molecule: messenger RNA, 1632 nt
Organism: Macroventuria anomochaeta
Lineage: Eukaryota; Fungi; Ascomycota; Dothideomycetes; Pleosporales; Didymellaceae
Exons: 1
Coding region: 49-1536 (495 amino acids)
Cellular component (GO): mitochondrial large ribosomal subunit
Molecular function (GO): structural constituent of ribosome
Source: RefSeq, a predicted model, not a curated record
CACCCAAACACCGCGGCCACAUCACCACCGCCGGUCGCAAAGUUCAUCAUGCAUCCUCGCUGCCAAUUGCUGUCGGGGCACUUGGCCACCGUCCUCCGCGCCCCCCAAACCGCGCAGCGAACCUUCACCACCUCCGCAAGCCUAUACAACAAGAACCCCCUGCAACGGCGGAAGGGCGGCGAUCUCGGCUCCCAUUUGCCCAAGCAUGUUAUCUCGCAGGAUCCUCACAUCCCCGACUAUCCAUAUGGCGACCAUGCGCACUUCAAGCAGGCGAACAAGGGUCUCUACGGCGAGCAAAUGAUUCAGUUUGGCAACAACGUCUCCCGCAAGACUGAGACCAAGACAAGAAGGAAGUGGACACCCAAUGUUUUGUCCAAGAGCUUGUACUCGGUUGCGCUGAAGAAGAGGAUAAAGUUGCGUGUUACCUCAAAUGUGAUGAAGACGAUCGAUCGAGAGGGUGGUCUUGAUGAAUACUUGCUCAAGGACAGUGUCCAGCGCAUCAAGGAGCUAGGACCCACAGGCUGGGCACUGAGAUGGACUUUGAUGCAGAGGCCUGAAGUCAUUGACCGACUGCGCGCCGAAGCCGCUGCAUUGGGGAUCGACCAGGCCACCAUCGAUAAGCAAUGGCCUACACCUGAGAUGCUCUCUCAACAAAAGUAUGCAGACCGCGUCCUGGCUCGUGAGCAGGCUCUUGCUCAGGCAGGAGAGGUCGAAGAUGUUGAACAGGGUAUGUGGGCUGAGGAGGAGGAGGGUGCAGAGGACGAGGUCAACGGCACUGAAGCAACAAUCAAGGACGCGCUGGAAGGUCAAGAGGUGAUCGCCCGCAAGAAGGCGUACGGCGAAUAUGUCUCAGCCACCAUAGCUGCGAAGCGUUACCUGAAAAGAGGGCUAGUCGACAGUGAAGAGGAGGGUUUGAAGCUCGCCUUUGUCCGCCAAACAGAGCGUAUGGACGCACGAUGGAAACUUCACGCCAAGUUUACGGAAAAGACCAAGGAAAUGUUCAGCGCCCAAGACCUCAAGGAGCUCAAGACCCGUCUGAAACUCCCCAACAUGCACAUCAGUCUACUUAGAAAAAUUGCAUACAAUCAACAUCGACGCGCGCAGGCUGAGGCAGCGGGAGGUUGGGAAGCAUGGCGAGAAGUCAAGAAGGCAGCGAACGCGGAGAAGGCUGCUCAAAUAAAGAGCAACAUUGACGCGCUCGGUGGUCCUGAGGCGUUGAAAGCAAGCAGAAAGGCCACAUUCGCAAAGGCAAUUGCAGAAGCCGAGACUGCGUCCACAAACCAGGCACUCGACGAGCAGACGCGGCAGUACCUCGAGAGCGCGAUCAGCAAGGCGGACAUGGCGAUCAAGGCCAAGGCUGCGGGCGGCGCCCAGGAGUACGUUGAGAUGUCAAUCGAGGAGCUUAAGAAAGCGAGCAGUCCAGGUUUGAGUGAGCUGUUCCAGGGUUCGAGUAAGGAGAAGAAUGCUGGGGGUGAUGCGUGGGCGGCGCUGGUCAACUCGAGCAACAAGCCAGCGGAGAGCAGGCCGAACGCGUGAGAAGACUCGUAAGUGUAGGCUUGUUUGUAACACCAUUGUUCAUACUUCUUGUAACUCUACAGCAUUGGGUGGAGUACUUCAAUGCACUAUUCCAGA